This is a messenger RNA of Pomacea canaliculata, 9872 nucleotides long. RefSeq names its product DENN domain-containing protein 2A-like. The record is from RefSeq and is a predicted model, not a curated record. The transcript has 18 exons. The coding region runs from base 126 to 3530 and encodes 1134 amino acids. NCBI's taxonomy places the organism in Eukaryota, Metazoa, Mollusca, Gastropoda, Architaenioglossa, Ampullariidae.
GUUGCCAAACGGGGGCCUCCGAGAAGUUGCUUCUUGCAGGUGGGUGUGGACAACUACAAAGCGUUUCUCGUCUCCCUCUGUUUUCACAAAGAGCAUGGGAAGAUGGUCAUAACCAUUGGACCAUCAUGUCCAGGGACAGCAAUAGCAUACGCAACUUACCUCCAGGGAAACUAAAGGAUAUUAAAAAGCUGUUUGAAGCGGGGACUAAUAUUCCAGCAGGUGGAACACUUUUUGGCACCCCAGCUCAAAAACCAGCACUUUUUCCACGACCUGUUGUUGAGGCACAGCCUCGUCCUGCUCCACGACAGUUGCCUUCAGCAAAAAAUGUGAGUGAACAUGGAAGUCAACAUAAAGAAGAAGGUGAAAAGCACCUAUCUGUUUCUCUGCCUUAUGCACAACAAGGAUACAAGGGUGAUUGGUUUUCUAGCAUAGACAGGAAGUCAGUUUCAAAGGCUGGCUCAAAAGCACUGAGUCCAACUGUUCAACGACGUGUCACACAGUUCAUUGAUGCUGCAGUCUCAGAUGGAGAAAAAGUGACAAGGCCUUCUAUAACAACGGGUCACAUGGAGGUACAUCGUCGCUUUGUUUCAGCAGGAGCUUACACUGGAAGCUCAAAACGAAGAUCCGACCCAGGAUCUGACCAAGAUUCAGGAAAGGAAUUGAAUGGGUGUAAACGUCCUAUGGGUGAAAGGCGACGCACUGUGGAUAAUGUUGAUCUGGGUGCCGACAGUGAUGUAAAGGAGGUAAAAGUUUCUGAGAUGUUAAAAACAUUUGAAAAGAAAGUCCCAUGCUCCGAAAAGCCAAGUCUUCCUAAAAAACCCACAAGUGUAGCAGUGAACCGAAGUCACAGUGGUGCUCAAGAGACUUCUCACAAACCUCCAGUAACUGAUGAAAACUAUGAAGCCCCAUGGGAUUCAGGAAAAAUAAUAGAACGAUUCAAGAUAAUUUGCUUGGAAGGAACUGCUUCCAUGAGUCAGCCAGAUGUGGUAGCUAUGGGUCGUGGACGACAGCCCCCUGCAGCUAUGUCAACUGGAACGACAUCAUCUCCCAAACAUCCUCGAUCAAUUGCAAGACCUACAGAACAGCCCCCACCUCCCCCUUCAAAGCCUCCUCGCACUUUUGUGCAUGAUAAAUACCUCAAAGUUAAAGGACCUGCUCCUCCAGAUGCUUCCACAGGUCAGGAGAAGAAAAAGGUUAAUAUUCAUUCAGAUAAUGUUAGUGAACCAUACAACAAGACAGGGAAAGAGAGAAUAUCAAUUUGUGCUGAUGAGAACCAGGAAAAAUCUCUUACAUCUGACCAGUACACUCAUCUAAAUAAAUCAAACAAAGAGGGCAGCUCUGAAACUGUGGGUAUUCGUGAACACCCACCUGCACGUCCGCCUCCACCCCGACCACGUCCACUAUCUGAAUUUCCUGCAAGUAGGCAUCUGCUUAAAGCAUUAGGGGACAGUGACUCAGAGAGUGAAGGCCCAGUUGUGAUUUCUUUAAAGCAAGGAAAGAAGCUGAGUCGGCAUAAGUCCAUAACAGGACGCCGUGACCCCAGUGACCAGCUUCCUGAACCACCAGAUGGCAUGGACAGCAUACAACGAUUUCCUCUGAGGAAAAGCUUCAGCUCAGAGUGCCUGAACAAAGGCUCUUUGUCAUCUCUUUCCGAUGGAGUGGGAGAAGAUCUAGUGCUGAAAGACUCAAUGAUGAGAAGCUACCAUGCUAAGGAGGUGUCUGAUGCUCCGCUGUAUGAGGCUGUCAUUGACCCUGAAGGAUACGCAGUCCCACAUCAGUUUCUUCGUAUUCAGCAUUCUACUGUAGACCCCCUGGCUUCUCAUAAGCCAUUGAGUGGGAUUGGGGAUAAGACCAGAUUCCAGAAACUUUCUUCAGGCAGUCCAGUUUCAACUACCACAAACACAGCAACACCUCUCAAAGACCAGGACAUCAAAAAGGUUUCUCAAAAGAAAAUGACUCUCGUUCAGAGAAAAAUUAACCAAGCGUACGAGACCUUACAAUUGCGCAAAAAGCCAGAGUCCAUAUCCGAAUCGGAUCAGGAUGGAACAGAACAGCAUAUUGCAGCUGAUGAAAAAGACUCAGAUUCAGACAGUAUUGUUGACAUAAAUGAAAUAAAGAAACGUGUGGUAUACUGCUCCACAAUUCGCAUGAAAACGCACCAAGCUUCACUGAAAGCCAAGCAGUACCUUGACAUGAUAUACCCACAGCUUUUUGAAUAUGCUCUCAUUGUGGGCCUGUGUCCAAAGACUGAUGAUCCUGGGUAUGAACCUUACAUCAUCCACAAGUUCCCACAAACAAGGACUUAUAAAGUUGGACAAGAAGGAUACCUUCUUUUCUGUUCAGAAAUGGUGAACAGUAAUGUGUCGGUUCCUAAAUUCUGUUUCCCGGAUGCUGAUGAAUUUCGACCUGGCACAGCAGUGUCUAUAAGUGAGUCAUACUCAUUUGUUCUCACCAACAUAGAUGGUGGACGUGUUUAUGGCUAUUGCAGACGAAUGCAGCCAAGGGAUGCCAGCCUUCCAGAGGUCAUAUGCAUUAUAAGUCCAGUUGAUGCCUUCAACAUGUACAACAAGCUGUUAAAAGAAAUUGAAUCUCGCCGUCUAAAGUCAAUGGAUAAUGCCCAAGAAAUAAUUGCAGCAUCGUUUGGUCGACCACUCCCAAAGCCAGGAAAAGUCUGUCACAUCAGAUGCUUGGAUGAAAAUGGUGAAAUGGAAACACUCUUCCUGGAAAGGCCGAUGGACAUUCAUCUAGUGCACGUGAAUUAUGAGUCACUCAUUUGCUACCUGGGUACUGAAAAGCUGAUCAAGGUGUUUUCAUCUAUGCUAAUGGAGCGUCGUCUCAUUCUGUGCUCUAACCAGCUCAGCACUCUCACACAGACCAUUCAUGCCUUGGUGGCACUGCUGUAUCCUUUCACUUGGCAGCAUGUUUUCAUUCCUAUUUUGCCACUGGAGAUGAUUGAAGUUUGUGCAGCACCGACUCCAUUUAUUAUAGGCAUCUUGCAGACUCACCUUAGCCGUGUCCUCAGCUUGGCACUUGAAGAUGUUAUCAUCGUUGAUCUGGACAAGAAGCUAGUUUUACGAUGUGCUGGUGAUGAAAUGACCAUAAUACCCCCCAAAGUUCUACGUGCUCUGAAAACAGCCAUAAACAUGUGCAAAAUUGAUACAGAUGCUAAAAACUCACAGUGGCUGAUUGUAAAAGAAGCUUUCCUGAGAAUGUUUGUGGAAGUUGUAGGCCACUUUGGUCAACACAUUACCACCCAGCAGGAUGGAACGAAAACACUCUCGCGGGAACAGUUCAUAGCAGGUGUUCAGUCAAAGAGCAUCCGCCAGUUUCUGGAAUGGUUCAGUGAGACACAGAUGUUUCACACAUUCAUCAACAUGCAGCUCGAGCGACAGGAGUGGGCCACGAUGGAUCUCUUCAUGACACGCCUAAAGGAACACCAAGAACAACAGAUGGACACUUCGAGAUGCAAAGGUAUAGGUCAAAAGGUGAAAAACAUUGGGAAAGCCAUUAAGACUAAACUUGUCACCUAAUAUUGAAUCUCUUCAUAGCCCCUUUUGUGAAAAAAGAGAAAAGCAAGUGCUAUCGGGUGUCCUUUGCAGCUAUCUCCUGCUUAUGCUGUUCCUUUUUGAAAAAAAAAAGUUUUGAUAUAGAGACUGAAAAAGAAUAUGCCAAUGAUAAUAGGUUACUUGCAUUCAGUUUGAUAGAUUUUUCUUACUGUGAGAUUUUAGGAAGUUGGUCUGCAAGGAGCAUCAGAAUCUUUUAAAAAAACCUGAAGAUGGUUCAAGUAUUCUGUAGUUUUGUUUUUUAAGUGUGUCAACUUUUCCUAGCCUAAUACUACAAGGAAGAUGUGUGGCAUUUAAAGUAUUUUGCCUCUUUUUAUGUAUGACAAGAAUUGGCAUGAAUUUUUUUUUAAUGGUUGCAUAUUUCAUUUUUUGGAAUGCAGCAGAUGUUGAUGUGAUACCAGAAAUGGCUUGCUGAAAGAUUAGUUCUGAAGAUUUGCAUGCAUAUCUUCCAUCAGCAGUCCUUAAUUUGUCUUACGGACAUCAUAAUGGCUAAAUAGGCUGAUUUUUUAAAUGCAUUGUGUUAAAUAUGAGAAAGAGUUUGUAUGUCAGAGGUGAGGUCUCAAAGCACAAGAAUGUUUCUGCUCAUCAGCUGUUGUUUGCUGAACUCUAAACUUCUUUUCAUACAUGCUGCUGAAUAAGCUGAAGAUUUAACAUUUCUUUUCAUCAGAAAUGAGUAAGACAUUUGAAAAACUUGUACUGGACCUUUCUUUUAAUCAUGAUAUGCAUUCUCAAAAUGUUUGUGGGGUAUAAGUCUUCGUGAUGGUGACGUAGUUUAAUUUUAGCUUAUUCCUUGUUUACUCCUGGAGGAGCAUAGGGCCACAACAGAUGGUGAUAUAGCAAGGUUAAUUAUGACUCAGAAAACCUGUGUUUACUAGUCCAAGUGUUCCUUCAAAGAGCUAAAAAAAUGUUUUCGUGGCAAUAGCAAAAUCAGAUUGAACAAAAUCGGCACAGAGACAGAAGUUUUUUUUAGCUAUUGUUGGUUGGCUCUUUAUGACACAAAUAUAUAGAUAUGCAUAGUAUGACAUGCAUACACUUGCACACACAGACAUACUCAUGCAUACAAAAAUCCAGCUGUGUGUAGAUGUUAUUGAGAACACACAAAACUGACAAAAAACUGCAUUUGAAAUAACAAUAGGAAUUCAGAAAGAUGUCCUCAUUUAUCAGUGGUGGAGUAGACCUACCUCUAGAAUAUGUGUUUCUUACCGAGUGAUUUUUUUUUUUUUUCUUUGAAUCAGAUUUUCUUGGUGUGUGUCUCUUCUAUUUAAAUUGUUCUCCCUCUUCUAUGGAUGCAUGUGCAAAUAUUUGCUACUCCUGUUGUGAAUCUAGUUAUUAUACUAUAUGGCAUACUUCAUCAUGUUUGAGAGCAUGUUUAAGUGGACAGUUCCAUGAUGCUUUGCUAUUGUGUGACGCUCUUCAGGCAUUUUGAGAAAUAGCUCAUACUCAUAUGUGAGUAAAUUCCUCCUCCCAUGAGUGAUUGUAUUCACUAUCGAGGAGAGAAAAAAAAAAUCAUCCAAAGAUCUUUUAAAGAAACUCAUUGUAAAUAAUUAUAAAUUGUUGUUUAUAUCAUCCUUUUGAUGGUUAUCAUUGUUGAUGUUUAACUGUUUUGUUCAAGAGCCAUAUUUUAUAUUUUUACAGGUCACCAGUGUUUUGCUAUUUAGUUUAACAAUUGUGUGCCACACAGUUUAUUUUGAGAAGAGCAUUUUGAUUUAUUCAAACCCAGUUUCAGAUGUAUAUAGACUUGAAAUAUCUGCGCACUGUAUCUGAUUUUGCAGUGACAGUUUAAUCAAUGUAGCUUUGCUGUCAAUGUAAAGGUACUUUUUGUAAGUGUUGUAAAGAUGACGAAGAUGAUUUUAAAGUUAUGAAGAAGGCAGCAACAUCUACUUUAAAUGUGAGUGGGACAGAUUUACUGAAAGAAAAUUCUUGCUAACAAGAAAUACAAUUUUUACCCUAAUUAAAGCAAUUUUUGCCACUAUAUUUCCUAUGAUAAUAUGAAUGCUGAAUAUAGCACAGGAGAAGGAAAAUUCCCAGCCUCCCUGGUAAUUUGUCUCAUCCAGAUUUGACUGUAGUUUUGUGGAUAAACUAAUAAUCCUCUCAGAACACAGUGGUGUGUCUCAGUGUGUGGGGAGAGGUAUAUCCCAGGUCAUUGUUCAAAGAUUAUUAUCUCACAGGGUAAUGAGACAGAGCUCACAAAAUACAGAGAUGGGUGUGAUCUGCCUCACCAAGCUGUAUGCUGUCUGAGUUAGUGCAUUCUUCUUGGUUCUGAGAUGUGCUGCAGAGCACGGAGAUGUAUCACAGAGUUGCUCAUCUCACAAGGAGACGUAUCAUAGAAUGUCAUUCUGUGACAUCUAGAUGACCUGAGAAUAUUACAAGAUUUUUUUUCCUAGAUUCAAGCUGCAUCCUGUACAGCCAUGGAUAUCUCACAGAUUAUUAGGUUGUGUCCCAUGGAGGCAUCCCACAAAAUACUAUAUAUCAUAUAGAGUUGUAUAGAGUGUGUAGUCCUAUAGAGUAUUGAGUUUUGGAGUGAGAGUUGUUGAACACAACAUUGGGCAUAUUAGCAAGAUAUUUCAUUUGCUACGAGUAACUGUCCUGCUGAUUUCAGUCUUGAUUUUUUCCCAGAUGUGUGUUUCGUGCGUAUUAUCCUUUUGAUUGUUCUAUAGUCUGUCAAGGGAAUAUUUUGAUGUGUGAUAGUAAAACUGUGAUACCAUAUGAGUUGUAGCAAAACUGUUCAAAUUAUAAUGUAGUUUAGGAUUUGUUGUCUUGCAGUUUAUGUAGCCUGUUCAUAAUGUUUGUAGCUGGUCACACUAGGUUACUUUAAAUAUGAAAAGCCAUUAAUAAGUUUGAUCAGUGUGGAUUAAUAAUGCUGCUCUUGAUUCUUGACGAGGAAGUUUGUAGCUGUACAUAGAACUUCCAACAAGCAAGUCCCAGCACUUGGCUAUAGAAGUGUGCAUGUUUACUGAAAGGGGAAGGACUUCAGUGCUUUGUGGGAUCAAAGAUCAGCUUCUGAAGACCAGCAGCUUUUGUCAGAAUUAGAUUAUGGUCACCGUCUAUAUAAAAUUAUCACGAAGUAUGGUUAUGUUGAAAACAGCAAGUAGGUGUCCAGAGAGAGCAGACAAUGAAGCAUUGUGACUGGCAUGCUGACACAGGAGCUGCACUUUAAGGGGGAAAAAAAAAGGAACACCCUGUUAUGAUCAACCCUCAAUUUUCUGAGAAGUGGUGGUGAUGCACUUGAACAAGUUAAUGGGUUAAGCUUUGCAAGGCUGGGGUGGGUUGAACACUUCCUGCUUACCCAGCAUGUUAGUACUUGAUAUCUGUGAGGAUAAAAAGCACUGGAGGUUGGGGUGCACUUUUUACAUGACAAAGCUUGGACACAAUGAACCAUUCAUAUUCACUUUUCGUAUGGACUAUGAAACAUUUUACUUCUGACUUUUGUGAUUUCUGAAACCAGUUUUGUUCUCACUUUGACAGUUUCAUUUAUCUUGCUUCCUGGUGAGGCUAAAUUUUAAAAUGAAAAGAUGAAUUUCUCCCAUUUGCAUAUUUACUCUUGCAACAUACUUGACACCCUGUUACAUGUGGCGUAAGACCUUAAUUUAGCAUGUAACUGGUGAUAUUGUCCUGCUUUAUAGUACAUACCACCUGUCAUUUAACUCAUUGCUUAUUGAAAUACAUUGUCAGAAAGUUUUAGCGUAUUGUAUUUAUAGCUUUGUAACGAUUUUUCAUAUAAUCCUCCUGUUUGUUGUCAAAUGAAGUGUGUUGUUACCCAUUUUCAAAGGUUCUUAUUGUAACUGUUAUAGAUGUGUCUACUUGUCAGUUAUGUCUUUGUUGUCAAAUAUCUGACUUGACAUUAAUGUGACUCAAAGUAAUGUAGCUGAAAUCCUAGGUCAGUUCACUUUCAGUAAGAGUGCUUCUUAUGUUUCUAUUACUGUGCUUUAACGGAUAGCUGUUGUCUUAGCUUUUGUGAUUGUGAAAUGAAUGUGUGUGUGUGCAUCCAUAAAUGUGCAUGCAAACAUGUUUGUUCAUUCAUAAGAGAUCAUGUCAAUAUGAGACUAAGUCACUUAUCAUGAGACUUGUGCCACAGGCACUCAAACUUCAGCUGAUUUGAAGAGCUGAAAAUUGAAUGUGUUCAUUAAGACAAGGUGAUUUGCCGGCCUUUUUUUUGUGUUUACUAACAUUGCUGAUUACCAUGAGAGGGUUCACUGUACCUUCCAUGCUGAUGUAUAUCAAGACUUGGCUAGCUUUCCAUGUGGCAUAUGUACUUACAAAAUUCUAUGAGAAAAUCUAUUUGCAGAAUGGAAAAGGGGCAUUUAAAUGCAUGAGCAUUGCAUAUUUCCAUUUAUGGCUUCGGUUGCUUUCCAUUUCGGAUAGGAAUUUGUCCCUUUCUUUCUGUGGACAGAGUACACUAACAGCAUUUUGACUGUGGCUUACCUUAGAUUUUAACAACCCAAAGCCUUAGGAGUCUGUGAUAUAAUAGCUCCCACCCUUGCUGCUUGUUUGUAUUGGAUUAAUGCUGUCAAUCCAGUCAGUGAACCCACAUUUAUGUUACUGAAUUGUUUUUUUUUUAAGACAAGUAAACAGCAAUACAUACUCCACCCUUUAGAACCUACAAUCAGUUUUGUGUUAACUCAAGCUUUAUGCAUGGAUUUUUCAUGUGUUUUUCUUUAGGAAAUUUAGCCCAGUUUGCUUAGUGACCAGCAAACAAAUUUUUUGGUUUGCUUUUUGUUUUAUCACUAGCAUAAUUAAGGCAUUGCUUCUUGUUUGUUAAAUAACUAUUAACUUGAACCUGUGACAAUCUCAAGUGGUUUUUGUCAGUGGCUUACAGUUAUAUUUACAAACACUUUUGGUAAUAAAAUGCUGUAAUAUAGGGCAUAAUUCAUUUAAACAUUCAAGUAUGUAAGUGAUCCCAAGUCCCACAAAACAUUUCAUUUAAAGCUUCUAUAUGAUCAUUUUGAGCUUGUAUAUAUAAAGCUUAUGCUUUUUUGUUGUUCCCUCUUCACUGCCACCACUGGAGUGUCAUAUUUUAGCCACCAGUCAUUUCAGACAUUUUUCUGUAUUAUUUUUCUUUCAGUGCACCAGCAGAAAUGCGCAAAGCUUUGAUACAUGUAUUUCUAAAUUUUUACUUUUGUUAAAAAUCCAUGUAGAUGAUUCAACUGUUUUAUCAGCAUCCUUGAGCUGGUAUAAUUUUGUUUACCGUUACAAAACGAGGCGCUAAAAUAAACUCAAGAGGAAACCACUGUGCUGUUAGUUCUCAAGGCAGAUGAAGAAGAAAGAGAAGGUGCUGACUGUAUUCUUACUUUCCAGCAAGUGUUAGCAGACUGAUGAGGGUAUGACAAUUGUGACAUUUGUUGAUAAUAUGAUUUUAUUCACAAAGAUUCAUGGUAUAAUUCUCUAGUUAUAUGUUAUUUAUUAUAUUUUGGUUUGUCUACUAGUCAAAGAGACACAGAACUUGCUGUUAAAGAACAGCAGUGAAGCACACCAUGACAAAAAAAUUAUGAAUUGUAGGUUCAGAUUUCAUCUUUUUACACACAUUAUAUCAUUGGAUAUGGUAUAUGUUUAUAGGGAUCUGCUUUCCAUGUUAUAACCUUAGUUGUUAGUUUGAUGUAAACCAACAAUGAUUGUGCCAUUAACCAUCAGUGUCAAGACCUUAACCCCUGACUUACCAAUGUAAAGGAGUAGACUGGUCAUCCCAUGCAGGACUUGCUCACCAUCACUCAAGACAUGUCUGAAUGGCGAGCCUUGUCAUUUGUGUCUGUUGAUACGACUGGUACCAAUCAAGGGAUGAAUGAAUGUCAUGGUAAACGUAAAUUGUAACCUUCAAUAAUGUAGCUUGUCUCAUAACAGAACAAACCAUAUACAAAUAAUUUUACAGUUUAGAAUAGCAAUAUGCAAGGAUUUGUGAGGUUUAAUGCUAUCAAAAAGUUGGAGUAUUUUUGUUGUGGAGAGCACUGGGUUAAACUUUAACAUGAGAUUACCAACAGGUAGACAGAUUUGAUCCCCAAACUUAAAUGUCAAAGAUGUGAAGUACAAAGCAUGCUGUCACUGUAACUUGCUGUGGAAAUUUAUAGCAAGAGCUUACAUACACUGACAAAGCUCAUAAUUCUGACUAGAAGUCAUAAGUAGUCAGCCAGUAAAAGCCCUACUUCUGUGCUCAAAAUGGAUCAAAUGGCAGUGUGGCUUGGGAUGAGUUGACUUGCUCAAGACGGAUACAGUACAUAUAGGAUCCUGUCCAGUGUCAUUUAUUCAUUUCCUUGUGAUCAAGCUGUACUCAUUUUUCAUCUGCCUGUAACUAUUAAAUAUGCAUUUUGGCUUCUGAAA